AUGGGCAACUUGACGGACAUUUUCCUGGUAACCCUUUUGUCUCACGUUGACCUGAUCGACGGCGUCACUAUGCCUCUACCACCGACGUGUGCUGGAAGACCCAAUCAAGCCAUUCCUCUGGACACUUCCUAUCACCGGGAAGGUCCCUUACAAAUGAUGCCAUUCACUUCCUCCGCCCAUCGCUUCUCGGAAGGGGAGUUCGUGCCGCCCGGCUUUUUUGAGCAUGUCAGCCCAAGAUUAUUCGAGCUACCGGCUUCCGCACCGGAUUGGAAGUACUCCAUGCGCAGAGCUGCCCAGGAAAUCCUCCCGUUUAUCUACUUGGGCCCGUGGGCGUGCAUUAAGGACCGUUACUGGCUGGAAUCCGAAGGCUUCACGCUGCUCCUAGCUGUUCGCGACAGACGGCUGGCACUCGCGCGCUUAGUCUCCGGGGAGAAGGCCGCCUCAGAGAUGGGGGUUGAGUCGGAUACCGUGGACAUCUCCAACAAUCAAGAGCUCAUCUCGAAUUUACCUCGGGCCAUUCGCCGGAUCAAUGACCACGUAUUCGCCUACAGCAGAAUGAACCCAGCGCGACCCCCGAAGAUCUUCCUAUUCUGUGAAACGGGAAACGGGCUUUCAGCCAUAGUCUUGAUUGCGUAUCUGAUGGUCAUGUUCAACGCAGAGCUACCCCAGGCGAUACAGGCUGUGCAGACACACCGGUUCUGCAUCGAGACCGACGAGGAAGCUAGGAUCAUGCUCCGAUCCUUCGAAUCAAUCCUAGAAGCAAAACGCGAUGUUGAACAAACCAGGCGGGCUGUUAGUGCAAGUCCACAUUCGUUAUUCGCUCCUAGGUCAGUCUCUAGGAAACGAGAUAUGGAUUAUCGACAUGAAGAUGAGAAUAUGGGAGAUAACAUGGAUACGGGCGGGAUCGGAGGGGAACCGUUCAGAAGGCCUCUGGGUCCUUUCCAAGACCGUCAAAAUUGA
This is a messenger RNA of Aspergillus terreus NIH2624, 960 nucleotides long. RefSeq names its product dual specificity protein phosphatase family protein. The record is from RefSeq and is a predicted model, not a curated record. Lineage: Eukaryota; Fungi; Ascomycota; Eurotiomycetes; Eurotiales; Aspergillaceae. Gene Ontology annotation, molecular function: F-box domain binding. Gene Ontology annotation, cellular component: cytoplasm; nucleoplasm. Gene Ontology annotation, biological process: negative regulation of protein binding; negative regulation of SCF-dependent proteasomal ubiquitin-dependent catabolic process; regulation of ERK1 and ERK2 cascade. The coding region runs from base 1 to 960 and encodes 319 amino acids. The transcript is spliced from 2 exons.